This is a messenger RNA of Mesocricetus auratus (golden hamster), 2775 nucleotides long. RefSeq names its product mitochondrial translation release factor 1 like (gene Mtrf1l). Bases 140 to 1261 code for a protein of 373 amino acids. Lineage: Eukaryota; Metazoa; Chordata; Mammalia; Rodentia; Cricetidae. Gene Ontology annotation, molecular function: translation release factor activity. The record is from RefSeq and is a predicted model, not a curated record. Gene Ontology annotation, biological process: translational termination. The transcript is spliced from 7 exons.
CCGAGCGGCUCUCCCACGCUUUGCCGGAAGUUCUCGCAACGUUUCCGGCAGAGCUUUUAAAAACCUGCCUUGAGGCCGGGGAUCCGAAUUCCCGGUAUAGCUUUGCUGUUGUUUCGGUCACGGUGGGCGAUCGGCCAGGAUGCGGAGUGGGUUCCUGAGAGGUGCCCGACGCCUGUGGGCUCUCCGCGGCCUCAGCCGCACUGCGCCGCCGUCCGAGGAGCUCUUUGCCCGGGAAGGGCCCCUAAGGGCCUUCCUGGAUCGCCGGGCAGGCUCGGGGGCCGGGGGUCUGGACGCCGGGGGGAAUCAGCUGGCGGCGGCCGCCCGGCUGCUCAGCGAGAAGGAGCGGGAGUUGCGGGACACCGAGUCCCUGCUGCAUGAUGAGAAUGAAGAUUUAAAGAAACUUGCAGAGAGUGAAAUAGCUGUGUGUCAAAAAGAAAUAACUCAGCUGAAGCAUCAGAUCAUCUCACUUUUGGUUCCUUCAGAAGAAACAGAUGAGAGUGACUUGAUCCUGGAGGUGACUGCGGGUGUGGGUGGUCAGGAAGCCAUGCUUUUCACUUCUGAGAUGUUUGACAUGUACCAGCAGUAUGCUGCAUUUAGAAGAUGGCAUUUCGAAACACUGGAAUAUUUCCCAAGUGAACUAGGCGGCCUGAGGCAUGCGUCAGCCAGCAUUGGAGGUCUGGAAGCUUAUAAACUCAUGAAAUUUGAAGGAGGCGUGCACAGAGUCCAGAGAGUGCCGAAGACAGAGAGGCAAGGCCGCAUCCACACCAGCACCAUGACGGUGGCGAUUCUGCCCCAGCCGACCGAGAUUAAACUGGUGAUUAAUCCUAAAGAUUUGAGAAUUGACACUAAGAGAGCAAGUGGAGCUGGAGGCCAGCAUGUAAACACCACAGACAGUGCCGUUCGGAUCGUUCACCUUCCUACAGGUGUCGUUUCUGAAUGCCAGCAAGAGAGAUCUCAGCUGAAGAACAGGGAGCUGGCUAUGAAAAAGUUACGUGCAAGGCUGUACAGCAUGCAUCUAGAGGAAGAAACUACUAAAAGAUACAACGCUAGAAAGAUCCAGGUUGGAACUAAAGGAAGAUCAGAGAAAAUAAGGACAUACAACUUUCCACAGAACAGGGUCACAGACCACAGAAUAAACAAGUCACUACAUGACCUUGAGAGCUUCAUGCAAGGAGACUGUCUACUGGAUGACAUGAUCCAGUCACUGAAGGACUAUGCGGAUUAUGAGUCUCUAGUGGAAAUGAUUUCCAGAAAAGACUAAGUGCUCCAUAAAGCUUUUUCUACAUAGACUAGGAAAACCUUCCAGCAAAUCCACUGUGUGCAAAGACUUUUUUCUUUUCUUUUAGUUUUUCUCUGUAUUGUUUUGGAGGCUGUCCUGGAACUCACUCUGUAGACCAGGCUGGCCUCGAACUCAGAGAGAUCUGCCUGCCUCUGCCUCCCGAGUGCUGGGAUUAAAGGCGUGCGCCACCAAUGCCUGGCAUGUGCAAAGACUUAACUGGUAUUCUCUUGGGGAAUAGAAGUUAACAGUUCCUGGACUCUUCUCUAUAAAAAAUUAGACACAAAGGAAGACGGUUGUUCUUAUGCAAAAUAUUUAAUAGGUGAUCAAAAGUUUCAAAUACUAAGCAGAAAUAUUUAUGUUAAUGUGCUGUAAAGAGAAUCUGACAGUGGAAUUAGCAAGUGAUAAGCUAGAUACAGUAGGACUGAGAGAAUGGCCUACAGGAAGUUUUUAGUGAAAGCACACCCUUACAAGGUGCCCCCUUCCACACGAUAGAGUCAGGCCUGUUGUAGGGCAUAGCAUAGCCCACUCAAUGAUGGAGGAGUUCCUGGGUUCCCUGCAGCUGGUAGCAUGGGCCUUUCCUCAAACCCAUGGGGCAUGAUAAGCAAAAAGCCUCCUGUUAAAGUGUGAACAAAAUUUACUGGAUAAUAAGCCUUGGCAGGCUUCUUUAUCAGUUCCCCAGAGAAGCAGAACCUAUAGGAUGUGUCCACACAGAUUGACUACAGGAUGGUCCCACAGAGAGUACUGUGUGUCCAAGAUCUUCCCUGUGGGUGGAGACCAAGGAGAGCUGAGGGUUCACUUCACUUCAAAGGGAGUUUGCUGGGGAAUUCCCUCUUGUUUGGAGGAAGCUGGGCUUCAGCCUGGUUGGGUAAACAUGCUAGCAUAAAGGGCAAUCUAGAUCAACUGAUAGUUCACUUAUUUAACCCUGAGAGCCUCGAAUGUAAAGCAUAAGUUAAUUAAAAAAAAAAAAAAGAAAAAAUGGGUGGACGGGGAGAAAGCUUAGAAAACUUGGGGGGGGGCAUAAAAUGAGGGAAACAAAGCCAGAAAAAUUACUAGAAAAAUGGGAGAACCAGAUUUUUUUUAAUUAUGUCACUUCUAAAAGAUGUCUAGAAAAAACAAAACUCCUAUAUUUUAGCGAAGUAACUUUCCAUGUUUAUGAAAUUGAAAUUAUGGUGUCCAAGGGUACCCUUAGAGGCUGUUCUGUGGAAGAAAUGAAAGGUCCUGGCUGUCCUGUUUACGGUGUUUCUCCUCCACCUACCUCUGACAGGCUUCUUCACUAUUAGCAGCAAGAAAGGCACAGGCUGCAGUAGUCAGCCCCCACCAAAACCCAGGUGUUGUCAGUGAGUUAAUAUUAAGUAUGUCAGCCUCGUAACUAAGGUUUUAAGUUCUUCCUAGUGGGGCUAAAGUCUUUUAACUGUCACACACCCAGAGCCACUGCCCAUUUUGAAUUGUUUUCACUCAUUUAGGGUCUGAAAUAAAUUGCAAACAUUUCACUCUCA